Messenger RNA from Mesorhabditis belari, 1242 nucleotides. The record is from the annotation of a GenBank genome assembly. Lineage: Eukaryota; Metazoa; Nematoda; Chromadorea; Rhabditida; Rhabditidae.
AUGCUCAAACGAGGCUCCACGCAGCUUUUCGGCUCUCCAGCCCGGGUCCUCACGGCCUCGCUGAGAAACCUCAUGCUGCAAGAACAUCAGGGAAUUGCGAUUUUGCAAAACAAUGGUGUUAGGGUGCCAGACUUUGCUGUUGUUCGAUCGCCGAGUGAGGUUAGAAAAGCUUGCCAAACAGUCGGUGGCUCUGACUUUGUCGUUAAAGCUCAGGUAUUGGCCGGAGGACGAGGCAAAGGAACCUUUAAAUCUGGACUUCAAGGAGGAGUUCACAUUGUCUUUUCUCCCGAAGAAGCAGAAAAUAAGGCUGGUCAAAUGAUUGGAUCUGAACUUGUGACCCUACAGACUGGUGCUGCCGGAAAACUUUGCAAAGAAUUGAUGAUUGUGAAAAGAAUGUUUCCACGACGUGAAUACUACUUCUCGAUUGCUUUGGAUCGGAGUGCUAGCGGUCCAAUGAUUAUCGGCUCCUCAAAGGGAGGUAUGAACAUCGAAGAAGUUGCUAAAACAGAUCCCGAUGCGAUUGUCAAGAUUCCCGUUGAUGCUAAAAUCGGAGUAACACCAGAAUUGGCUAAGGAAUGUGCACACAAGAUGGGAUUCAAGGAUGAUUGUGCUCGCCAGGCUGCUGAACUUAUUCAACAACUCUACAAGUGUUUUGUAUGGAUUGCAAGUUCUUGGUUGACGACAACGCCGAAUAUCGACAGCCCGAAAUUUUUGGCCUUGCAAGAUGAAACUCAAAUGAAUCAACUUGAGGUUCGUGCUGCCAAGGCUAAUCUUAACUACAUCAAUUUGGACGGCAACAUUGGGUGCAUGGUGAAUGGUGCUGGGUUAGCCAUGGCAACGAUGGAUAUCAUCAAGCUUCACGGAGGUGAACCGGCAAACUUCCUUGAUGUUGGUGGAGGAGCAACAGUAGAACAGGUGUCAGAGGCUUUUAAAAUCAUCACCGCCGACAAGGAUAAAGUGGAUGCUAUUCUCGUGAACAUUUUUGGAGGAAUCAUGCGUUGCGACGUUAUUGCUCAAGGAAUCAUCAAAGCCGCCGAGGAACUUAAACUUAAAUUGCCGAUUGUUGUUCGGCUUCAAGGAACCAAAGUGGAAGACGCAAAGGCUUUGAUUGCCACUUCGGGCCUUAAGAUUUUGCCUUGUGACAAUUUGGAUGAGGCCGCUAAAAUGGUGGUGAAGCUUUCAAAUAUCGUGCAAUUGGCCAGGGCGGCGUCGGUGGAUGUGAAUUUUCGCAAACUUGCACCG